CUCUCUCUCUCUCUCUCUCUCUCUCUCUCAAUCAAUCGAGAAAGUACUCCCUCUGCUCCUCCUCCAUCCAUGGCUGACAAUCCCAAUCCAGACGACGACGAUGUCUCGUAUUACCAGAAAACGGUGGUCCUGAGAGACUGGUGGCUGAUCAAAUGUCCAAUUGAAUUCGAAGGCAAACGAUUUGGCGUUGCUGGUACCCAGAUUGCUGAGACAGGAGCUGUGAGGGUGUUUACAUCAUCCCCAAUCGUCAAAGCCUUUGAUGUUUUCACACUCGAAGCUUCCGAUGGAGUCUGCAUCGUCCUACGUGGCUUUCUCAACAAACAACGCCUUGUUCUAUCUGGAUUCCUCCCUCAGAUUUGCAGUGAGUUCAUCUUGGGGUUUCCUCCUUAUUGGGAAUCAAAAUGUAACCUUUCCUUCGUAGGACUGCCUUCUGGAUCUGCUUCUAUCAAUAAAGCUUCUGGUGCCAUUUUAUCACCUUGUAACAACGACAAGAAACGGAAUCUAGAGGAUAGUCCAGCUCGGAGAAGAGUAGUUAAAACCACUGUCACCGCUAAGAAGAAGAAGAAGAAGAACACAGUGGAGAUUAGUGAUAAACCUUCAAGGAAAAAGUCUAUUCGUCUGCAGUCCAAAUCUGUUGAGUUGAUGAGUAAAUUCCAGAAUACUACUAAUGAUGAUGUUAGUGAAGGUUUGGACAAGAGGGCUAAGAGCAGUGAUGAUGUAGAGAAAACAGAUGAAUGUGAGGUUAUCAAUAACCAAGUUGAUGGCAAUGCUGUAGAGCAUGUGAAUCAUCAGUCUGGGACCAAAGUCAAAAGGAAACUUGAUGUUAGCCAAGUCCAGAAGAAUCCUACUACUAAUGAUGGCGUCGAAAGAGAUGAAUCUAUGGUUAAUGAAGAGAUAUCACCUUCACCAGUGGAUGGAUGUGGUACUAAUAGCAAAAAGAUAACGAGUAAGAAUGCUACACUGACUUCAGAAGAGCGAAAUGGUAAGCUCAAGGUAACUAAAACAUCUCUGAAGAAUGGAAAGAAAAGUGAGAAGAUCCUUGAAGGUGAUUUGGAUGAUGUAGUAGUAGAGCCUAUGAUGACUACUCAUUCAAGGCCCUCCAAGGUUAUACACAACUUAUCAGUUGGGAAAACUAUCAGGAAGAUCGACUUUGAUGCGGAGGUAACACCAGAGAAAGAUGCGACGAAACAGAAGACCAAUUCAAUGUCUGCUGAUUCAUUAGGACAGAAACGGUCAAGAUCAGGAAGGGUGCUAGUGUCACCACUAGAGUACUGGCGCAACCAACUUCCUGUUUAUGAUAAGGAUCGGAAUCUUAUCCAAGUAAACGAAGGUCAUCAGACUAACUCCACUUCAUCUAAAGGGAAAGGAUCCGUUUCUCGAAAGCCAAGAAGAUGAAUAAUCAAGUAAACAGCUUUCAACUACUUUGAGACCUUAGAGUUCUUAAUGGGCCUAUUGGAAUCGUGGAAAUCAAUUGCCUCAAUUAUGGGCCGCUUGUCAUCCUUCUUUGGGUUCGCUCAUUUUAAAGGAAUAGCAAAAAAAAAAACCAUUUCAUAUUCCAACUUCUCUUAUUACUC
Molecule: messenger RNA, 1574 nt
Organism: Brassica oleracea var. oleracea
Lineage: Eukaryota; Viridiplantae; Streptophyta; Magnoliopsida; Brassicales; Brassicaceae
Exons: 11
Coding region: 70-1395 (441 amino acids)
Source: RefSeq, a predicted model, not a curated record